Messenger RNA from Diprion similis, 3436 nucleotides. It is a transcript of the gene mRNA-cap, whose product is annotated as mRNA-capping enzyme. Gene Ontology annotation, molecular function: mRNA 5'-triphosphate monophosphatase activity; phosphatase activity; mRNA guanylyltransferase activity. The record is from RefSeq and is a predicted model, not a curated record. Bases 325 to 2109 code for a protein of 594 amino acids. Lineage: Eukaryota; Metazoa; Arthropoda; Insecta; Hymenoptera; Diprionidae. The transcript is spliced from 4 exons. Gene Ontology annotation, biological process: 7-methylguanosine mRNA capping; protein dephosphorylation.
GCCAUAGAGGACGCAAUGGCCGCCGUCUUCUUCCGCUGUCAAGUCUACAUCUUGUCAGUUCUCUCGCCUUAUUGAAAUCGUCGAAAUCAAACAUCGAUUGAUAUGUGCGUGAGAUGUUAGAUUUCUAAAGUGCCGCGGCUAUCGACGCUCAUUUUAAAAGCUGCAGGGAAAUUAUUCGGCACGUCGACCUAACCUCCGGGGAUCGAGCUUCUCCGUCAUAAAUCGGACGAACGGCAUACUGAGCGAAAUCAGGUUAUGUGAAGCUUGUGUUGAUCCCACAGUGGCGAGAUAUUUUCAACGUCGUAACAACACCGUUCGUGAAAGAUGUCGAACAGAAACGACGGCAGAGGAGAUCCUGGCCCAAUACCGCAAAGGUGGUUGCACUGUCCUAGAAAGGCGGUGAAACUGAUACAGAACAAGUUUCUGGCCUUCAAAACGCCACUUUCGGGUCGUUUCGACGAACAGGUGCCGGAAGAAUGUCGUUUCUCCAUAGAUAUGCUAUUCGCUUCGCUUAGAAGCCAGAAAGUAAAGUUAGGUCUGUGGAUAGACCUGACUAACACCUCAAGAUUCUACGACAAACGUGAAGUCGAAGCAAACGGAUGUCGCUACCUGAAGCUUCCGUGCAGAGGACACGGCGAGACGCCAUCCGAGGAGCAAUCACAGACCUUUGCUCGGGUCUGCAAGAACUUUAUUGCCCACAACCCGCUCGAGAUUGUCGGUGUUCAUUGCACACACGGGUUCAAUAGAACCGGGUUCCUCAUAAUAAGCUAUCUAGUAGAAAAUGAUGGUACAAGCGUCGACGCUGGCCUCGCAGAAUUUGCCACUGCCCGACCCCCUGGUAUAUACAAGGGUGAUUAUAUCAGGGAGCUUUUCCGAAGGUACGACGACAUAGAGGAUGCUCCUUCGCCUCCCGCUCGCCCUGCAUGGUGCCUGGAGUACGACGACAGCGAAGGAGAAGACAGAGACGAGGGGCCGAGUGCUGAUUCUAACGCAAACAGCAAAGGGUCAGGAAAAAAACGGAAACGAGAGCACAAGCACAAAGAUCCAACAUUCAUGGCUGGCGUUCCUGGCGUUAGGCCACUUGCCGAGCAGCCAAAGUUGUCCGAAAUUCAGCAGAAAGUCCAGGAGAUGUGUGGCUGGGAAGCGUCAGGCUUCCCUGGAUCUCAGCCCGUCUCUAUGGACACUGAAAACAUCAAACUGCUCCAUUCUAAACCGUACAGAGUAUCUUGGAAGGCUGAUGGCACCAGGUACAUGAUGCUGAUACAAAGCAAUGGCGAGGUAUUCUUCGUCGACAGAGAUAACUCCAUCUUUCAAGUCGACGGACUUACUUUUCCGCACCACAGAGACAAUAACAGACUUCUCAGGGACACUCUUCUGGACGGAGAAAUGGUGAUCGACAGAGUCGACGGCAAGGAGUAUCCGAGGUAUCUCGCCUACGAUGUGGUUACUUACGACGACGCAGACGUCAGCAAGUUAUCCUUUUAUCCAGAUCGUUAUAACAUCAUAGAGAAGGAAAUAAUGGCUGGACGAUACAGGGCACUGACAGAAGGAAGACUACGCAGAGAGCGUGAACCUUUUUCCGUCAGGCUAAAGCAGUUUUGGGACGUGACACAGGCUCCGAGUUUGUUGAGCGAGAAAUUUGCCAAGCAGCUGGGCCACGAACCAGACGGACUUAUAUUUCAGCCAGCAAAGGAGCCCUACGUACCUGGACAAAGUCCGGAGGUUCUUAAGUGGAAGCCGUUAUCAAUGAAUUCUGUAGACUUUAAAUUGAAAAUCACAACCGAAUCGGGAGAGGGAAUUCUGCCCAGAAAAGUAGGCCAUCUGUUCGUCGGCGGAACAGACGUACCCUUCGCACUCAUGAAAGUUACUAAGUCAAUUAGAGAGAUGAAUAACAAGAUCAUAGAGUGCAAUUUUGAAAAUGGCCAAUGGGUAUUCAUGAGGGAGAGAACUGACAAGUCGUUUCCCAACUCCUACAAGACUGCUCAAGCCGUGUGUCAGAGCAUUCAAAAUCCAGUUACGACCGAACGCUUAUUCGACUUCAUAAAGAGGCAUAGGUUCCCUCAGGAUGAUGCAGAUCUAAUGCCUCCGCCGAACAAGAGACACAGAUGACAAAAUACUUAGGCACAUAUAAUACGUUAUUCGAAUUUGUUAUCUCGUAAACACUAGCGGGGAGAGGCGUAGUUUCUGGUGUUUCAUUUUUUUUUUUUUUUUGUUUGUUUGUUUCAACUGCGACUUUUUGUUGGCCAAAAUCUGGGCAAUUUUUUCUGCCAACUUUAAUCGAGGUUGAUAUUUGGCACCUUCACUUUCUGCUACCGUUAGUUAGCUAAUACAAAUAGACGGAUGAGUAAGGGUCAAGUUUGCGGAAAAAUUGCUCCUAAAAUUCAGUCCAUCUGAAUUGUUAGGAAUCUGGCUACUGUUGUUAGUGCACACUGCCACCUUGCCUUUGGCUUACGUCAGUGGUUUCACGUCUUUACCUAAUUGGUCUAAGGUUACACGCCAGAAACAUAUCAAAAAUAUGCCCGACCCUGGGACUGAUUAUGCUGUUUGUAUUAUUCGCUACCUACAUGAAUUUAACUGAUUGAUUAAAUAUUUUUAUGCGAUCAAAAACCGACAUAUCAUUGAUCGGAAAUUGCAAGAUUACAUUAACUUAAGAUUAUAUAACACGUCUCGAUAGCACGUCUGAACGAAAUGAUGUAUUUUUUCUUUUUUUUUUUUGGCAUCCCUGCAUUGUUUUACACAUAUUUUAGAAAAUCAGGCAGUAAAAAUCUGUAACAAAUAAGAUAUUCAGAAUCGUACCAAAUAAAUUUAUUGGUAGAGUGAUAUACACCUUAAUGCAUGGUUUUUUUCAAUCUUCUUUCUUCUACACUUAUGGGUAAUUGAAAUAAUUAGUUGAAUUCAUAUUGCUGACACUUUGGUUUUUAGUUAAAUCAAACGACGAUUUGACAGCGUCUAUUAUGCCAAUUAUACGCAAUUUAGAAUACGAAUUGUGAUCAUAUUGUAAGAUAUCCUUGUGUGUCUCAUACAACGUGUCCAUUCGUAUGUCUUCAUUGAUUUAUCUUUUCUCUUUCACCUCCUGAAGUAUGAAAUGACAGUGGUUUGCUUCGCGUUAUGUUUUCUAUUUUGAGCAUAACAAAGACGACCCGAAAUAAAAUUAAUUUGUGAAUGAAAUUUGGAAUUUCCCGCUUCGAUGUUUGCGGUUGAAUAUUCUGCCAAUUUAAAUAUCGUUUCGUAAAUCCAACAUGAUACCAGUUAAUAAUAGUGAUUGAAUCACACAUGUUAUUCUGUCCAAGCGGCGCAUGUAUUAUAUUAUAAUCUAAAAUAUAAAUAGACUAAUCAAUUAUGUAGCCAAGGGAUUUAUUAUUUUUUCAUCCUAUUGAAAUCAGUAGGCGAAUAUUGUUUUGUUCAUUAACAAGUACAAUAUAUCCAUUGAUACGUA